Messenger RNA from Drosophila willistoni, 811 nucleotides. RefSeq lists its product as uncharacterized. Bases 310 to 693 code for a protein of 127 amino acids. NCBI's taxonomy places the organism in Eukaryota, Metazoa, Arthropoda, Insecta, Diptera, Drosophilidae. The transcript has 6 exons. The record is from RefSeq and is a predicted model, not a curated record.
AAAAAAAUACAAAAAAAAAUGUGUUCGGCUAUAAUCUUUCCCAGUUCUUUGGUAUAUCAAAAAUUUUUGCAAGCUAAUCAUCUUUAUAAUCGGCAAUGCAUACAUCGAUUCUGUGAAAAGAUCUACGGGCGAGUGACGUUUCAGGAGAACGUUCACUUUAUGAAAUUGCAACGGGAACAAUUGAAGAAUUUGCGGUUAAAAUUUCAGGAGGAGAAGGCUCUUAUUAAGGCUAAAUUGGAUCGCUUGGAUGGGAAAAUUGUGGAAAUGCAGGAAAAGCAUUUUGAACCUGAGAGUCGUAAAAAAAAGUAGAUGAAAUCCAUUUAUUACAAUCCAAAAAUGAUUAGUCGAGGACUUUUCUCAAUGGGCUUAAGAAGCCUUAGAUUAUUGAAACCUGAGCCCCAAUUGGUUCAGCUGGCAGUAACGCGCCACAUGAAAGAUAUCUAUGACAAGGGCAAAGGCGAUGAGAAAAUGCAUGUCAAUAAACUUCAAAUGGAACAACUUGAUAAGCUUAGGAAAAAGAAGAUUGAAGAGCUGACAGCUGAAAUUGAAGCCAUCAAACAGGAGAUCAAUGAUUUAGUCAAGGAAAGGACCAGCGAUUAUCAGGAAAGGAAGAAGGAACUAGAGCAAAAAAUUCAAGAGAUAAUUCAAAUUAUCAAUGAUAUCAUGAAAAUAUUGGGUGGAAAGAAACGCUAAAAAAAUCAUAUUCCUAAACAACUUGUUCGAAAAGUCUUCUCAAAAUGUGAAUCAAUUUUAGGCCGAUUGGAAAAAAAACUAUUUUUGGUCAAUUAAAUCAACCUAUCUAUAAAGCAUA